This is a messenger RNA of Ochlerotatus camptorhynchus, 2516 nucleotides long. RefSeq names its product misexpression suppressor of KSR 2 (gene MESK2). The coding region runs from base 833 to 2116 and encodes 427 amino acids. NCBI's taxonomy places the organism in Eukaryota, Metazoa, Arthropoda, Insecta, Diptera, Culicidae. Gene Ontology annotation, cellular component: cytoplasm. The record is from RefSeq and is a predicted model, not a curated record. Gene Ontology annotation, biological process: signal transduction. The transcript is spliced from 11 exons.
AGAAACCGAGUUCAGGAAUAGACAUACAUCUGCUGUAGCGUUUGUCGUGUUUCCGCAGUUCACAAAACCGGAGUAUCAAUCAGUACAGGUCUGUUUGUCCAUCUGUUGGUCGGAUUGGCGUAUUUCGAGCGGAUCGGCGGAGUUGCUGUUGACAAGUUUAAGGGAAGGCCCACCAUCAGGUCACGUUUCGCUGGACGGAGGAAAAGUCGUCAAGGAAUAACGUGUGUGAAUAAUACUUGAAGAAUCUUAUAUCCAGUGAAUGUGUGUGCGGUCGUUCUCUCCGACACGGUCACAACAGUCGUAGUUUGGGAGUUUCGCUUUCAAGUCUCGUGGUUGUAGUUUUUUUUGUGUCUUCACCCAAGUGGGUUGGUUGGGAAGUUUGUUGCAUGUGGAAAAAUAAGGGAGCCAAUAAGGCGAGUUUAAAAUCGUGGAAAAAGUGUGACUAGAAUAUUGGAAAAUUAUUGAUCGAAAAAAGGCCGUCUUGCGGGUGGUGUAUGUGUUACUAAGAGGGGGCUAAGCAUAACAGCCUAGUGGAGACGAAUUUGUUUCGCGGAUUUAAGCAACAGCAAAAAGUGGGGUGAUUUCGUUCUCUCCGAAGUGGAAGAAGCACGCUUGUGUGUCUCUCCCCUGCCCUCUAGUGGAUACGCUAUAUUUAAUUGUGUGCAUCGAGUUCGGCUGAGCUGUUUUGAGGCAAUCGAAGAGCGAAGGUUGUGUAAUUUUUUUCCCCGAUACCAGACAACCAAAAAGUUUAGUGGUGCUAUUGACAACAGUUUACACCUCCUACUUGGGUUGUGCACAGUUAAUCCUCGCACCGAGAAGUAAAUAAUCGAAGAUGCCCCAAUCGGACGGGGGUUAUGUGUCGCUUAUGGGUGGUGGCCCGCAGUCGGUCUACAACUCGACGACGGAACCGCAGUCCGCUUCCAAGUCGGUCAUGGAAACGGUCAAGCGCGUCAUCGGUACGGCCAUCGGUGCCCAGGACAAGCACUCACUGCUGGAGCGGGACUCCACCGGCAUGCAGCCGUACAUCAUUAGCAGCAGGGACCGCGACAAGACCGGCAAAGCGGCCAACGUCAGAAUGCCAUCCGCUCCAGCUCACACUGCCGAGGAAGCCCGCCUGUUGGGAGCCAUGCCCGUGGACCCAAUGGACGACAUCGAGCUUCGCUCCGUUCAGCUGCAGUACCCCAACCAGCGGGGUUCGAUCGUAGGCCAAUGCGACCUGCGGCGCGUCCCCACGGACAAGGGCGACAUUCUGGUCGCGGUUCAAGGCGAUACAACGAAACCAGGCAUCGUUACCUACCACGAUCUGGGUCUAAACUAUGCAUCGAGUUUUGCAGGAUUCUUCAACUUCCCAUCAAUGCGUGCCCUGUUAGAUAACUUCUGUGUCUACCAUGUAAACGCUCCCGGACAGGAGGAAGGAGCACCCACCUUCCCGGAAGACUACGUGUACCCAACGUUCGAUGAGCUUGCAUCGCAGUUGCUGUUUGUGAUGUCACACUUCAACCUGAAGUCGAUCAUCGGACUGGGCGUCGGUGCCGGUGCCAACAUCCUGGCCCGGUUUGCUCUGGCACACCCGGACAAGGUCGGUGCCCUCUGCCUAAUCAACUGCAGUUCCACAGCGGCCGGUUGGAUCGAAUGGGGCUACCAAUUGCUGAACUCACGCAAUCUUCGCACCAAGGGCAUGACCCAGAGCGUGAUGGACUAUCUGAUGUGGCACCACUUUGGGCGGAAUCCGGAGGAGCGAAAUCUGGACCUGGUGCAGCUGUACAAAUCCAACUUUGAACGUUCGAUAAAUCCCGUCAAUCUUGCCAUGUUCAUCGACUCGUACAUCAAGCGUACCGAUCUGAACAUUGCCCGGACACCGUCGGGUACACCACAGACAGCUGCAUCACUGAAAAUGCCAGUUCUGAACAUUACAGGAGCAUUAUCGCCACACAUCGAUGACACGGUGACAUUUAAUGGAAGACUAGCUCCGGAGAAGACCAACUGGAUGAAGAUCUCCGAUUGCGGACUCGUAUUGGAGGAACAACCUGGCAAACUGGCCGAGGCAUUCCGAUUGUUCCUGCAGGGCGAAGGCUAUGUUUCGAGGAAGCUGCCGGCUGCCGAAAAGAUCCAAUAGGGUCACGAACAAAAUCAUCAUCGGAAAUUUUCAUCAUACGUUGCAAUAUUUAAAUUAAUUUAAUCACUUUACGAUGUAAGAUUGAAGGAGCUGAUCGCCUUCCAAUGAAAUCACAUGAGUAUCGUUUUCUUUUUCCUUGUGUUAAGUCAUACCGUGUCAGAUGAACCAAAUCGUUACUUUAGCUUUAGUUUCUAUUUUAUGUUAAGUUUGCCUUUAAGAAAAGUCACAUUGUGUUAAAAUGGUUCACUUUAGUUAAGAGAUGUUAGACCGAUUCAGGCUUGCUUCAGUCACUUGUCCCGUUUUGUUUAGGUAUGUUUUGUUUUUGAUUGUGUGAAAUUUUGAGAAAAAUGUGAAAGUAUAAUAAAUAUAAGCAUAAACACAAAAAAAAAACCUAGCGCUU